Molecule: messenger RNA, 3354 nt
Organism: Leptomonas pyrrhocoris
Lineage: Eukaryota; Euglenozoa; Kinetoplastea; Trypanosomatida; Trypanosomatidae
Exons: 1
Coding region: 1-3354 (1117 amino acids)
Source: RefSeq, a predicted model, not a curated record
AUGCCGACCUCACUGUACAACGAAGGUGCGACGCGCAAUUCCUUCGUCGUCGACCUCGCCCAUGAGGUGGCAGAGUACUACCCCGACGUCCGUCGCACCUCCUUCCCCGGCUUGAGUGCCGGCAGCAUCCCAAGUAACCUUAGCUACGCACCGGGAACCUCCGUGCUGCACGGCAACCUGCACAGCGAGACGCCCGUGCGAGGAACAACCCCCUUCGAAAGCACGCCAGAGAGUGCGAGUUGUAGCAAACUGAGUGGUCCUUCUGCAUUCCAGCCAGUGCAGGUGGCUGCGACGCGCCGAUGGUCGUACGCCUCGGAUGAGGCGGACACGGCGAAGGUGCAGCCGAUGCACUCGACGGAGUUCUCUAGUGGAGAGGAGCACGUUGAGGACAGCGCAGAGGACGACGAGGAAACCGCGGAGAGCGACUGCAGCUCCGACAGCCUGGAUGAGGAGAGCAUAGACGAUGAGGGAGAAGGCGCAGGGGAAAAGCACAGAAUCGACCGAAAGAAACACAGAAACGUCGACGAAGAGUCAGUCAGCGGCGACAGCGAUGACAGUAGCGUUAGCGCGGAGGGAGACGGCGAGAGGAGUGUACAGUCAGGCACCAAAACGGCCCCCUGGACUCGUCUCCAAUCGAACCUCGCCGGCGUUGAAGGCGUCGGCGUCUACGGCGUCGACGACUUCCCACCUACUCCGUCUGCGACUCCAUCAAGCGGGGGUAGCUCUUCCAACACGGAACCGAGCAGCAGCAGCGGCGGCACCGCCUCCACCACGGACACGGACAUUGACACGGACACCACUGCCGCUACCACCACUACUGCGACCACGACCGCUGCGACGACCUCAGAGACGAACUCCGUUAGCGCUUUUUCAUCCGCCGUUUUUUAUCCCACGGACUCCUCCACACGGCUGUCGUCCACAGGGAAGAGACGAAACGGGAGUCUGCAGGCUCCUUCCCAAGAAAGGAAAUCACCGCAGCCGCCACAACAGCAGCGACAGCAGCAGGCGGAGGCCACGCACAACGACAUGAGUAUGCCGUUUGUCUUCACCCCCGACGGCAGCUUUGGGGCUUUUCCCUCCCCACCGGAUGAAGAGGCUUUAGCGAUGGAGGUGGCAGCAGCAGCAGCAGCAGCAGCAGCAGCAGCAGCCGAAGAAGGCGACGCCCUGCAGCAGUCGAUCGUGCUAUCUGAGAUGGGGUUUUCCUACGGCGGCCCCGGCGUCUCCAUCAGUGUCGCACCGCUGGCCUACGCUGGCAACGCGCAGCCGCCGAGCCGACGCCGCUCCCUCACGCGAUCCUGCCUGUCGCACAUGACGAUGUCCGCCCUGCCGCGGCAGUCGUCGGCCAUCGUGUCGAUGCUCUACUCGGCGAUUGAAGGCGGCGCAGGUGCGCAGCAGGGCGGGAAGUCCGCGAUGGAGGGCACAUUCCCAUCCACCAUGAUGGACCUCUACGCCCGCACGCCGAGUCAGCUCAACCCACACGGCGCCGGCGCCACAGCACUAGCGCCGGCGGGGGCGCGCAGACGGCGCACCGGUAGUGAUGACAGCACAGAGUCGGGCAGCAGCGGCGUCACCUCCAGCUUCCCCAGCGACAGCGACGACGGCGGGGAGGAGCAAUCGUCCUUCUUCACGCCGGCGCAUGGUGCUAAGCGGAAGAAGCGCGGCGGGAAGCGGGUGGAUGGCAACGGUGACGAAGAGAGGAGCACACCGCACUGCCCUCUCUACGCCGCGGGCAGCGGCUUCUCCCCUCGGCAAAACGUGCGAGUUCUGCGCGGUGACUUCAAAGCCGACGACGCGAGUCUGGACAGCCGCGAGUUGGCGAAGGCAACGCAGAAGUCGGCGGCGACGGACAACGCGGGUACCGCCGCCUCUCCGGCACCACCGUCGCUCGCUGCGAAGACGCCCUCCGCUUCUCCGAUGGGCACCACGCCCGAGCCGAGUGGCCGCAACGCUAGCAGCAAUGCCACCAGUGGUGGUGCUAGUCCUGGACCGGCUGCCGCUACUGAUGCGGUGCGUCGAUGCUCCUCCGGCAACGCCUUCAUGAGCUUCCUUCGCGGCAACGCAGCCCUCCUCGGGAAGAGCACGGCGUCCACGACACUCAGCUCCGCCUGGGGCACCACGCAGGCGCCAAGCGCGUCACAGCAGACAGUGCUGGGCGGGUGGAAGCUGCUCAGCUUCCGCGAGACGGACGACGCGCCUUUGACGAACACGGAGAGCGUGCCGCACGACAAGGCGAAGCGAAAGAAGAACAAAAAGGCAAAGAAGGGGAAGAAGAGCAACGGCAGGCGGCACAAGAAGCCACCGGCGACGGCGGCAGAAGGGGAGAGGGGCGACGCGGCGGAAGUGGGGGAUGCGCGGCGGCAGGAGGAGCCGGAGAGCCACGAUGGCAUCGGCCGCAAUACCGCGGAUGCGGGACAGCCUAUCACUCCAUCGCCUCCGCAGCCGGUGCUGCAGCAGCGAGCUCAAGCGCAGAGCCCCACCACGCACGGAGGUGGUGGAGGCGAACGGGGUGACGGGACGAAGCUCGACAACGGUGAGGCAGGUGCUGGGGCCUACGGUGGCCAUGCACAGGCACAGCGGGUAGGCAGCGCACCGGGCAACACCCACACGAAAGCUACGAGCAGCACAGACGCCGUCACACCCGGCGAAACGGUAGGCCGCGGCUCCCCUGGCAAGGACGGCUCGCCAACCUCGCCGGAGGGGCAGCAGCAGGCAUGGCCGGCAUCACCGUCGGCCCUCCCACCCCUCACAACCAGCGCCGCUCACAGCAAGCUGCGUGUGGUCCGGCUGCCGCUGCGGCAGGCCGCGUCAACCUCGCCCGCAACGGCGUCGCGCACGACCUCACCGGCCCGCCCGUCUUCCUCGGACGCCACGGAGGCUAAAAAUGGAAACAACACGGACGGCAGCAACGCAAACGGCGAAACCGGUCAGCCAAUCCGGCGGCCGACGUCAGGGCCGUCCACCGCAACGGCGGCAUCAACCACCACCACCACCACCACCUCAGGGGCUAAAACGACGACCACGACUAAUAGCAACAACGCUGUCCUCAAGAAAACGGCGGAGCGUUUUGACAAGUUCAAGGAGGCGCCGAUGACGAGUCCGUCUGCCACGCUACGGCGCACCACCGUCCGCGCCGCUGGCAAGCAGAAGGUGGUGAUGAACCCGUCGCGUCGGGUGAACCUCGGCACCGUCGAGACGACCACACUGGGGGUGCGCCGCUUUCGGCCGAAUGCGGACACGCGGCUAAGAGGGGUGAUGCCGCCGUCCUCGUCGAAGCCGCGCGCUGGAUCGGGCUUGCAUAGUGGCACCGCCGCGACGAAGCCAUCCCCGCCGCCGGAGCGCCUGCCUCCUCUGUAG